GAAAAAAAGUGGGUUCAUGAACUAAAUUUGGGAAGGGAAAAGUAUGGUGAAUAUCAUCAUCUCAUCAAGGAGCUGGAGAAUGACGAAGAAAUAUUUCGUCAGUAUUUUCGGCUAUCUCCAUCUCAGUUUAGUGAAACGCUGAAACUAAUUGAAAAUGACAUAAGAAAACAAGACACAACUUACAGGAAAUCUAUCACAGCGAGGGAACGAUUGGCCAUCACCUUGAGGUACUUGUCGACUGGGGACACCUUCCAAACAAUUGGAUUCAGUUACAGGAUAGGAGCCACAACAGUUUCAGAAAUUGUGAAUGAAGUGUGUGAUGCUAUAUGGAAAAACAUGCAGCCUAUCUUCGUGCCAGAACCAAACAUGAACACUUGGAUCAACAUUGAGAAGGAUUUCAACUCCAAAUGGAAUUUUCCCAAUUGUAUAGGUGCCAUAAAUGGUAAGCAUGUGAACAUUAGGGCACCACCAAACUCGGGAUCACAGUUUUUCAACUAUAAAAAAAUUUUCUCUGUUGUUAUUUUGGCCUUAGUGGAUGCAAAUUACAAAUUUACCAUCAUAGACACAGGCUCCUAUGGUAAAAAUAGUGAUGGUGCAAUAUUCAAUCAUAGUUUAAUGGGUAAAAGGUUGAUGAAUAAUUCCUUAGGUGUCCCUGCAGACCAGGCUGUAAUGAAUACCACAUCGCCUCAUGUCAUUGUUGGCGAUGAAGCAUUCCCAUUAAAAAGAAACCUGAUGAGACCAUUUCCAAGAGAGAACUUGAAUUUUUCAAAGAGAAUCUUCAAUUACAGGCUUAGUAGAUGUAGAAGGGUUGCUGAAAAUGCAUUUAGUAUAUACACUCAACAGUGGAGGGUAUUCCAAAAACCAUUCCAGUGCAAAGUAGAACUGACUGAUAAAAUCAUUAAAGCAACAGCAGUGCUACACAACUUUCUAAGAUCAAGUAUUAAUGAACACACUAGUACCUCUGAAAUUACACCAGAAUCUGCAUCAGAUAAUGAUAGUAGCAAUGCUUUCUCUAGAAUGAGAAAGGUAGGUAAUAACUCCACCCGUGAGGCAUUUGAAGUACGAAACAAAUUCAUGGAAUAUUUUUUAUCAGAGGAAGGUAGUGUUCCCUGGCAGGCAGAUAUGGUGGUCAAUCGUCGAUAGAGAGAGAGAGAGAGAGAGAGAGAGAGAGAGAGAAUAUCAUUUAAUGGAAGUUACAUACUACUUUUAUGAUCUAAAGUCACAACAUUAAAUGUAGCCUCAUUUCAUAGACAAAUGAUAUUCCAACAUUAUAUCAUACAUAUUGUAUUGUAUCAAUUAGGAAAUAAAAUCUACUCACUAUCCA
Molecule: messenger RNA, 1324 nt
Organism: Portunus trituberculatus (swimming crab)
Lineage: Eukaryota; Metazoa; Arthropoda; Malacostraca; Decapoda; Portunidae
Exons: 2
Coding region: 337-1143 (268 amino acids)
Source: RefSeq, a predicted model, not a curated record